AUGGAUUUUGUGAAGAAGUGUAAGAGGGUUUUGGAAAGUAGCAACAGAUUGUAUGAUUCAGAAGACAGUAAUGGAAGUUGCAGCUAUGGUAAAUUAUCAAAAACGUGCCACAAAAAGCAAAGAAAUAAUACUAAGAAACCACCAAACGGUUGUCUUUGUGUCUACGUUGGAUCUGAGAGACAGAGAUUUAUAGUCAAAAUCAAAACAUUCAAUCACCCUUUGUUCAAAACACUUUUGGAAGCUGUUGAGAGUGAAUAUGGUUAUAGAAAGGAUGGUCCUCUAUGGCUUCCUUGUGAGAUUGAGUUGUUCUGUGAGGCAAUUGUGGAGAUAGAAAGUGUUGUGGAUGAUAUGGAUUUUGUGGGUUGCAGCUUUCCGAAUGUUCAUAAACACUGCUCGGUUACGUGUUCUUCAUUCUCUUGUCGUUCUAACUUGAGUUGUGCUGUCAAUUACCAAAUUUUGGUUCAAGAGAAACUUAUUCUCUUCUUUAGAAUUCCUAUGGUAAAAACUUUACCACCUUUUAUUUAG
Messenger RNA from Lathyrus oleraceus (garden pea), 525 nucleotides. Its product is annotated as auxin-responsive protein SAUR72. Gene Ontology annotation, biological process: response to auxin. Bases 1 to 525 code for a protein of 174 amino acids. The record is from RefSeq and is a predicted model, not a curated record. Lineage: Eukaryota; Viridiplantae; Streptophyta; Magnoliopsida; Fabales; Fabaceae. The transcript has 2 exons.